This is a messenger RNA of Thelazia callipaeda (thelaziosis nematode), 771 nucleotides long. Lineage: Eukaryota; Metazoa; Nematoda; Chromadorea; Rhabditida; Thelaziidae. The record is from the annotation of a GenBank genome assembly.
UUGCAGUUUAUCGGUACAAGCGUUUUUGCGCAGUAUGUUUUGUCAAGUGAAAGACUUAACACGUGGAUUCAGGUUAACAUUGGAUGGGGACUGGCUAUAACUUUUGCAUCAAUUCCAGUGGCCAAACUUUCGGGUGCACAUUUAAAUCCAGCAAUAUCGCUGAUGAUGUGGACGUUUGGUGAUUUAUCAUUUAUACAAUUUACUCUUUACUCCAUUAUUCAAACAUUUGGAGCAUUUUUUGGCGCAGCUACUACUUAUAUUGUUUAUUAUGAUGCAAUAAAUGAAUUUGAUGGAGGAAACCGAACAGCACUAGGAUUGACUGGUACAGCAAAUAUUUUCAUAACAUUCCCUGCAACAUAUUUAUCAGUUUCGGGGGCAUAUAUAGAUCAGUUGAUUGGUACUGGUUUCUUUGCUUUAUCAUUUGCUGCGAUAACUGAUAAACGUAGCAAGAUUCCAGUCUGGGUUCAUCCCAUCUUGUUUGGUUUAGUAUAUACAUUAAUUGGAACAUCAUUAGGAAUGAAUGUUGGUUAUCCAAUUAAUCCAGCACGUGACUUUGGGCCACGCAUUUUUACUCUCUUCAUUUAUGGAACCGAAGUUUUCACGUACCCUUAUCUAUCUUGGUUUUUAAUACCAAUAAUAGCACCUCUUAGUGGUGCAAUCCUUUUUGGAUGGAGCUAUUACUUAUUUUCGGGAAUGCACAUUCCUGAUGACGACGUUUUAUUCGAUGAUAUUAGCUACCCUCGUUUUCAUUAUACAUAUGCUACUGUAUGA